AUGGAAUCACACGAUUGUGAGAGUAAGAAAGUUGCAGCAUUGGCAAGAAGAAGGAGGAAACAAAUUCUCAGUGAAAGAAGAUUGAAAAGAAGUAGAGUUGGUGAUAAAGAAUUGGAUUUUGAAGUAUGUUUCAGUAGGAACUAUCAUCCAUCCAUUGACAACAUCAGAACACCACUUUCUAACAUCACUUCUUCAGUGAUUAAUCAAAGGAGUCAAAACUUGAAUGCACAUACAACAGAGCUUCUAAGGUCAUCAGCAACGGGUAGAAACGUCAGUGUCAAUAAGUUUCAGAAUCAAAGGCAACACAAUGCUUAUAAACUGAAGUCAAAUACAACAACACCCAAAUUUGGUUCAUGCAACUCGAAUUCAACAUGUACUAUGGAUACCAUGUCCCCUAACCUGGUAGCUGCGACAUCAUAUCAACGAAGAAAGACAAUUAUUCAACCAAAUACGCCACGACUGAGCAGACAACAUGCUUUCAAUUCACCUGUCAGCCUCGAUACAAACACACCUUCAAGUGGUACAACAUCUUCCUUUGCUAAUCAAGUCUUCAAAAACGUUAAUACACAGCAAAGUGGAUCGGUCGUUUCAUCCAGAAGACAAUUGAAUGUUGGUGUUAUUCAAUCUAUGGCCGCCAAUCUAUUCAAAAAAUUCUCAAAUAUUGAUCAUUAUGGUGAGUCUUCAUCCACAAGCAAUAUUCACCGCAACACAAGUGUUAAUAACGAAGCAGAUGAAACCGUUGAAGAUGGAACAACGGAUGAUUCAAUAUCUGAUAGUGAUUGUGAGUUCAUAAAUGCAAAUCCUGACUAUGACACAGCAUCAACUCUUGAUGAUGAAGAAACAAUAGAACCAAACUAUACGCCGCAAAAUGUGAAAGAUUCUGGCUACUCCGAUAUCGGUGAUCCAAUUGCUGAAUGCAUACAUUGUGGAGCACUGAUGUGGUAUCAAGAGAAGACAGACAAACGAAAACAUAGUGUUGUACCCAAAUUCCAAUUAUGUUGUGGAAAUGGUAAAGUUGUGUUGCCGCUUUUGAAUGAACCGCCACUGUUACUAAAGCAUCUAUUGUCUGAUGAUAAUGAUUCAGACUGUAUAAACUAUCAGCAGUAUUGCAGAUUGUACAACAUUAUGUUUGCCUUUACGUCACCCGGAAUGAAAUUUGACAAUAGAUACCAAUCGGCAGGAGAACCGCCUAACAUAAGGAUACAUGGACAGACUUGCCAUAGAAUUGGGAGCAUGCUCCCUUUAGAUGGAGAAACACCAAAAUUUGCACAGCUUUAUAUUUAUGACACUGAUAAUGAAAUCCAUCAUAGAAUGAAAGGAAUAGGGUAA
Molecule: messenger RNA, 1329 nt
Organism: Vicia villosa (hairy vetch)
Lineage: Eukaryota; Viridiplantae; Streptophyta; Magnoliopsida; Fabales; Fabaceae
Exons: 2
Coding region: 1-1329 (442 amino acids)
Source: RefSeq, a predicted model, not a curated record